Messenger RNA from Anthonomus grandis grandis, 14430 nucleotides. RefSeq names its product proton channel OtopLc-like. The record is from RefSeq and is a predicted model, not a curated record. The transcript has 17 exons. Bases 297 to 3533 code for a protein of 1078 amino acids. Gene Ontology annotation, biological process: proton transmembrane transport. Gene Ontology annotation, molecular function: proton channel activity. Gene Ontology annotation, cellular component: membrane. Lineage: Eukaryota; Metazoa; Arthropoda; Insecta; Coleoptera; Curculionidae.
UAAUGGUCUCCGGUCUAUGCAAUUCGACGAUACACGGAAAGCUCGAGUAGAACUCAAACCCAGUUAGAACGAUUCGUAUUGAAUGGACGAUUGUAUACUAUAGCGCGGGCUUUUCGGGUGCUUUUUUUCCUCUUAGAAAUGCGUUUUGUGAGCUUUUGAAAACAAAGGGCGCGCGGUCGUGAGCUUCUCUGCGGGAAGUUUUUCCUUCUUAUCGUACCGACGCGACGUGCUUUUAUUAAUUGUGUUAAAUGCAAGUGGAUGAAAAUGAAGAUAAUAAAAUAAUGAAAUAACUAUCAAUGAGCAUGCUGAAGCAUAAGGUCCAAGACCGUCAAUGCGACGAACGGUUGCAGAAUCUCGAGGUCGUCAAAUGCCGCGUUAAAAUUUAUAAAACAAACAUGCAACGGUGUCCAUACAUUCACGAGAUGAAAGAACGACUGUUGGGAGAACAGCCGCCUGUUGAGCAGAUUCAACCUGCCAAGAAACCAGUGACACCUCCUCCCUCCAAAAUGGACCAACAGCAACAAUUGUUGCUACCGCAGCAGCAACCUGUGGGCACUGUAGUUAAGUUAAACCCAGAUGGGUACGGAUCUCAUACGUCGCCAACGCAUCUUAGACCCGAUAGGACCCCGUUAAUGCCAAAGCAGCCCGAAGACGAUUUUCACGUAUAUCAUACCAAAGCAUAUCCUAAGAAUGCCAAAACAUCUCUCUUCAUUAUCAUGAGCUUUGUAUAUGCAAAGCUGCUUGUCGUAGUAUGUAUAGCGUAUGUGUUCUCAGACGUAGUCACCCACAACAUUCCACUCUACUACUACGAAGGAUUUUUCACUUAUCUCUACGGCAUGAGCAUCCUGUUUUUGCUCUACGUAUUCUGUUUUCUUCUGCAAGAAAGCUCUUGCUGUGCCGGAAAUGAGAAAGAGAUAAAAGUGAAGCAACCGCCGAAGCAAAAAGCCAAAGAAAAAGAAAAAGAACGAAAACAAGAGGAAGAAAAAAAGAAAAAAGAAGAAAAGGAACAAAAAAAGAAGGAGGAAAAGGAGAAGAAGAAAGACAAAGAUAAGAAGAGCAAGAAGCAAGACAAGCAAAAAGCGUCCAGCUCCAAAACCAAACCGGACGGGUCGCGCGAUCCAGAUUUCAACAUCUCUUUUAGUUUUGAAGAUAUUAAGAGGGAGAAAUUUCCACGCAAGAUGCGUGACAUGGUGCAAGCCGAAGCUGAGAUCACUACUAACGGCACUAAUGGUCGGGCGUUUGUCCAAAAGAGCACCACGUACCGACGCAACAGCGAAGGCGUGGUCGACGCCGAGGACGUGGUGCCGGUGCCCGUGAUCGAAAUUACCGAAAAGGCCCGACAAAAGGGCGCGUCACAUGACCAACUACGUCACAACUCUUCACAGGGCCCCCAGCCGCCAGAGGGAGCCGGCGCGCCGCCUCCGCCCGCCCCGCCACCGUCCGCCCCCGCUGCGCACGUCAACAAUGUCGACGUAGAGGGCGGCGCCGCAGUCGUACCCGAACGGAGUCCCGCGCAGCAGCCGAAGGUCAAGUGCAAGAGGAAGACGACGCAGAACGACCAUAGUCACGGGAGUUUCUUCUUGAGAAUUGGAGCAAUAGCUUUUGGCCUGGGCACGAUGAUCUACAACGGUCUGGAAUUCGGGGUGUUCUUCGAAAUCCCAUUUAACUCACCGUGCUACAUGAUCUUGAGAGGGGUGAACCCGGUUUUGCAGAUGAUCUUCACCUUUAUGCAAAUGUAUUUUAUAUUUAUGAAUUCGAGGUUAAAUAUCCAUCGAUUCAAAGUGGUGGCACGAUUCGGUCUUAUGCAUGUCGUAGCCACCAACCUUUGUGUGUGGAUCAGGACUCUCGUCUUGGAAUAUAUUAAGGAGAUUACCAUUUAUCACAGGGACCUUUUGAAUGGUACUUCGGUAUCUCCUACGAGUAUCGCUCCCUUUGCAGAAAGCAUCAAACAGCACACGCUUCGCAAUGCAAACACCAUUUUGGGUACCCACCUUGCGAAACCCGACGUAAUACCCAGUACCACCACAACCAGUACCACUACCACCACGGCCACCAGCUUAUUGGCUGCAACUAUAGCAGCCACCCCAUAUAACGUUAAAAAGAUCGUCAGUACUACCGCACGUUCAGUUUACCCUUAUUUUAAUAAUAUUAUCACUACGACGACGAGUUUACCCACCACUACCACCAGAAAAGUGUUCACUACCGCUAAAACGAUCCCGACAACGAUGUAUCGCACCAUGCAAACGACCGCGGCCCCUUUUAUCGAUCAUCCUACGACGACUGCGCCCACUAGACCUCCGACCACGUUCGCCCCUCCCACUUUGUCGACCUUGAGAACGACGGCUGCGCAUUCGUGGCAAGUGUUCACUACGCAGAGAGCCCUUAUGCCCACCGCCCCCACCACCCCGAGGAGCUUAUCGUCCUCGACUUAUGCUACUUUUAAGGAUUUCUUUGACCUUAGAAGUUUUAAUAACAUUGUUGCUAACGAAAUUGCUAACGUUGUGGAUGAACCAGAAGCUAUCGAUAACUUGGCUGCCAAUAGUUCAGAAAUGCUCGAAGAUAUUCAGCCGGAAGCACUAAUCAACUACAACUACUUCAUGAGGAAUAUUAGCUAUGAGAACGACAGCUGCGGCAGAAUUAAUAUUAUGGGCACCAUAGUGCAGGAUUCUGCUCCUUACCUGUUUCCGUUUAUUAUUGAAUAUUCGUUGAUUGGAGCUGCCGUGAUUUAUUGCAUGUGGAAGCAUAUUGGCAGAAACCCAAGAUAUGUUACUCAAGAAGAUCUAGAACAUCGCUUAGAAAUAAUGCUGAGCCGUCGUGCUGUAGCAAUGGCUCAAGCUCAGCAGGGACGAGUCGAUUGCGUUGGUGCUUCCAAAGGUUUAUUCUUCGGACUGCUUAUGCUUGUCGCUUCACUGAUUUGCCUUAUCUUGUUCUUCGUGUUGAUACACCACAAAGAACUUGGAUUGUUGGCUAUUUAUUUGGCUGAUGUGUCACAUUGUGUGCUGAUGGUGCUUAGUAUAAUUGCCAUUAUCAUUGGAUUUAUUAGGGUCCAAGGACUGAAGUUCAGGACUGAGGAGCAGAGCGACCUGAACGACAUCCUGCUGAGAGUUUCCGCGUUUGGACUCUUCACUUAUGCGGUAUUUAGCGUCAUCGCUGGCCACUUUAAGGCAUUUUCCGUUGAACCCAACAUGCUCGUUAUGGUAACUGGAAUUUUAUCAGUUGUGCAGGUGGUGCUUCAACUUCUUUUCAUCGCUGACGUUUCGCGUCGCCGCGUGCAUCUUCCGGAACACGAUCGCACCAAACCGGGCCGUCAAGUGGUGACGUUCCUGCUGAUUUGCAACAUCACCAUGUGGAUCAUCUACACGUUCGAGACCCAAAAAGUCGAGGCGAAUCCGGUACAAAAACGAUUUUAUGGUUUUCUGACAUGGGCCAUAGUACAGAGAGUCACUCUUCCGUUAUGCAUCUUCCAUCGAUUCCAUUCGGCCGUUACACUCGCCGAAAUAUGGAAGACCAGCUACAAAGCCCGAUUGGAAUAAAUCAACGCUGCAAAUGUUGAGUUGAUGUGGUUUUAAUUGCAGAUGGUACUUAAAAGAUUCAUUGAACAUAUUCCAUUCAUUUAUGAUUAUCACGGUUUUUCUAAAAUUUAGAAAAAGAUGAAUAUUUUAAUAUAACAUUCGUUAUUUGCAAAUCUUUUUAACAUUUUCGAUCGACGUUUACAACUGAUGUUAGAAAAUAUAUUUUGCUACCCGAUGGUAGAGUUUGGAUUAUACAAGCUUCAAAAUUUCGUUACGUAAAGACAAGUCUGAUAUUUUUGCUCACCUUUGUAUAUAAAGCUGCAAGAAAAUUGUUUCCUCUUCUUAAGCACUAAAGUUUGUUAUGUAAAAGUAGUACCGUAAAACGGGGCUACUUUGUGCAGGUUUUGAGGCAUUUUUGAUUCUAGGCGCUGCAUUUAUAAUCGAAUCAACUUGAAAAAAAUCAAGAGUAACAAUACAGGUCAUCUUAUAAUCUGCCUUAAAAUAGGGUUUUUACAAUAAACCGUUUUCGAAAAAAAAAUUAAAAAGAUGGGUGCCAAAGUAGCCCCGUAUUUGGGGUUACAUUGGCACCCAAACGGAAAUGUGAAUAAACAUAAUGUAGGCCCAUCCUGGGGUUACCUUGGCACCAAAUUAGGCUUUUUUUUUAGUUUUUAAAUAAAACAUUCAAUAUUUUUAAUGAAAUUUCUAUAUUCGUAAACAAAAUAAACAAAACACUUAAAAACUAACAACAAAUAUUUGUCUAAUAUUUGGCACAGUAAAAGAAAGGAACUAAAUCAAAAUAACAUAAAUACUAAUCAUCUUCACAUGCCUCACAGGUAUAAUAUUUUUCUUUGGAUCCCUCGUUACAAAUACCACAGAUCCAUUUAAAACAAGCAUUGCAUAGAAUCCAAUCUGGUCCAGUAUAACCAGACCAAUAAGCAGCACAAAUUCCGCAUUCGUCCUCAUUGUGGGUACUUGAGGAUGAUGGUAGAUUGACAUCUUUUAAUGUGGAUUUUUAAAAAAUUUUUGCUUUUCCUUUGCCUUUCCCUCUUCCCGCAAUCUUCUUUUUGUCAUUAUUUCCAUUUUCAAUUAAUUUUUCCUUGUCUUGCUCCUCUUUAGUUUCUUCACAAUCGACUUCUUUGCCGGGAAUAAUUUUUCGUCCCCGCUUUCGUUUAGGGUUAGUGCUUGAUUGUCCACGUGUCUCCUGAAGAAACUCUAAUAAACUAUCAUUCAAAAUAUCACUCGUAGAUGCAUCAAUUGGAGUCUUUGGCAAUUUGGAUAAAGGCUGCUGCGGAUCAUAUGGACAAAUUCCGGUGGCACGAAAUCCGGAUUUUAAAUUGUCUUCUACUCUUUCCUGUAGAGAUCUCCACAAGCGAUCUAGAAGAUUCGGAAAGUGUUCUUUAGGCAGAGUCCGUUUUACGCGACUGGUCUUUCUCCAAUCGUCUAAAAUAGCCCUCCAUUUCUUUUUUCAUGGGAGCAAAGAAGGUCCAAAGGCUGCAUAAAGUGAGUUGAAUUGGGGGGUAAAGGAGCCAUAUAAAUAUUAUUUUCUUUAGCAGCCUUUACCACGGUUGGAGAAAAAUAUAAGGCUAGGUUAUCACCUAAAAGAACAACUGAUUCACCAUUACAAUUUUCUUUGACGUGGGGCAGCAACAGUUUAAAAAACCAUACCUCAAAGAGAUUCAUGUCGAACCAUCCACUGCUGCUGUUAUCCUAAACUGCCCCUAGAGGGCCACCAACAGUCCAAUUUUCGUAAAUAUUGUUGCUACCAUUGGUGGUGGUAGGAUUCCACUUGCGCUUCCGCAGACUAUUACACUUAUUGCUGAACGCGAAUGUUCUUGAACCCUUUCAACCCUUUUAGUACCCCUACGAACUAAAAUUUUUUGGCCCCGGGAUCGUCUGUGAAAUCAGUGUCAUCAUAGUUAAACACUUGUUUCGCAGAAAUGGACUCCAGAACCGGUUUAUUGUUAUCGAAAAACUCCAUUAUAUCGGCGCGCCCAACCGAAGCACGUGCACGCUUAAUAUUUUGUAACAUAAUUUUGCACGAUUUCUCUGGCGUCACUAACAGUAACGGGAAAACCCCAAUCUGCUACCUGGUUGAUGGUCUCUGAAAUUAGCUUCUCCUCCUGUUGGGUAAGGAUGGUGGGGUGACCUACACGACCCUCAUGUUUCGCAAACAGUUUAUUCUGAAGAGUGCCUCUAGGUAUUUUCCAUGUUUUGGAAGCUCGUACUUGUGACAUCCUCCCUUCCCUAACAGCUUGCAAUGCAUUCGCUAAAUUUUGUUCCCUGGAACCUACUAUAAUUUCGCGCCGCCGAACAUACCGACCUGUCUGAUCAACUCUCGGACACUAAAUAUUAAAACUAGACAAACGAGCCUAAUAUAAACAAAGGCUCGCACGCUCUGCCAAAGUUACCCCGUGUGCCAAAGUAGCCCCGUUUUACGGUACCUUUUAUCGGCUUAUGUGACUAUUACCCAACCCCUUUACUAUACGCUAUAGAAGCAUCUUGCUACAUCUUCGAAUAAUUGACUGAAGAUGUUGCCCGCUAGCGAUGAUUCAAUAAUAUAGGGGAUUUUUAUCUGAAACAUUAUUAUACUAAACCCUAAAUUAACAGAAAUGCAUUGAACAAUUAGUAAACUCUUACAUGAAAUUAUAUUUACAUAUUUCUACCGUAUACUAUAAACCAAAUAAUAUAUUUUCGAAUACUGUUCUACAAAAGACUGAUCCCACUAGUCAUCCCCUUUUCACAUAUAAAACAGAGGAGCAAAAAUGGCUAUUCAUUAAUUUUUAACGUAAUAACAGAUUUAUAAAGCAGUAUCACUGAAAAGCCUAUGUAGUUGCUCAAUCGUGAGGAGCAAGUGGUACAAUUGAGUUUUCUAUAAGCAAAUAAAUUGAGAUUGGGAGAAAAAUUGAAAAAUUAUUCCAGGCAGUUUAAGAUGAUGGAAAUUUAAAUAUCGAGGGUUGAACUAAAAACAGUUUAAGAAGACUCUCCGUUAAAUCCAGAGAUAGCCAAAGACCUAAAUACAUAUAUUAUACAUCUCUUACAGGGAAUUCUAAUAAGAAUUAUUGCUAAAAAAAAAUGGGGUUUUCUGCAACCUAGAGCAUACAAACAGGACUUUGUCCUUUAGAACUAGCUGGAAGAAAAAAAAUACAAAAUACUGCACAUAUCUCUUUCUUUUAAAUGACUUUUAUUCCGGAAUUCUGGACAAAUUAUUACUUCCUAAACUGCCUGGAAAAAGCGUUAAUAUUUCACAAAAAAUCAUUAUGCUUCUUGCUAAGUUAAUUGGAUGUAGGAUCAAAUAAAACUCUGGCAGUUACUGGCAUAGACCUUUUCAGUCUUUUUGAAGCUUUGGUGAUUUCACGUAAUAUGCAAUACGAGGUACGAAAGCCAAGUAAGAAGAGCGAAACGUACAUUGAUAUGGCACCUACAACGGAAAUCAUCUGCAUAUUUACUCUAUGUCCAUUCACUUGUUCAUCUAUAUUAAGAUACUAUAAAAUGUAUUGUUACAGUCUUCUUCAAGUCAUUCGAUUAUUGAUUAAUUCAAUGAAAAAUGUCACUGGUAUAAAACUUUUCAGUCUCUAUAAAGCUGUGGCGAUUCUGCAUGGAAUAUGCAAGAUACGAAAGCUAAGUAAGAAGAGCAAAACGUACAUUGCCACAGUUUUCUUCAAGUCAUAUGAUUAUUGAUUAAUUCAAUGGAGAAUCUUACUGAUAUAGAAGUUUACUUAUUAAGAAGUUUACUAUUCUUUCUGACCUCAAAUCCAAUUAACUUAGCAAGAAGCAUAAAAGAUUGUUUUCGGAAUUUUCUUUUCUGAGAGGUAAAUCUAGAAAAUUAGAUUUCCAAAGACCUUUUCAAGUUCCUGGAAGCAAAAUAUUAAUUAUCUCUUAUAGGUCGUUGAUAAAGGAAUUAUUAAUCUAUCGAAAUCCAAAAAACCAACCUAAAGCACACUAACUGGAUUUUUUUCUUUAGAGCUGCAUGGAAGAAAAAAAUUCUUCCAGAUAAAAAGAAACGAAAGACUUCAUAUUUUUCAUUCUUUUCCAAUGAGCUGAAUGACUUUCUGGAUUAUUAAUUAAUGCCUUAAGUGUCCGGAAAGUAAAAUCCUCCUUUUUCUUCGAUUUUAAAAAGCAACUUGAGGAGGAAUCUUUUGCAGCUUUUUUGAGGAAAAUCAUUAUCCAAAUCAUAUUUGGUAGUUAACUAUCUGGAAGAAAUGUAAUAAUUUCAUUAAUUCUAGAAACGCUUUCAGAAUAUAUCAAUGUCAAAAAUAUCUAAAAAAAGGGAUUUCCAAAGACCUUUUCAAGUGCCUGAAAGAAAAAUGUAAAAUAUUCCUUACAGGAAGUUAAAGAAGGAAAUAUGUAACUAAGAAAAUCGAGAAAAAAAUUAGAGAAUAGAAACAGGGUUUUCUGCUUAACUGCCUGAAGGAAGAAAAGACAUAAUCAGCAAAAUAUUCCAGAAAAUUUUUUUCUUGCAAUUUCCCGAAACAGAUCAAACUGUGUUACUCUCACAGGAAAUUGAAGAAGAAAAAUAAUCUGUCGAUUUUGCACACCUUUUCCAGGCAGUUAAAAAAGACAUUUGCGUUUGUCUCGAGAAAACAUGUUAAGAGAGCCUGGGAUAAAUUAAAGAAAAAUCCAGAAAAAAUGCCCUUUCAUCAAGGACUUUAUAAAAUUCCCGCAACAAAUGUUAAUUAAUUUCGGUUUCUCCAGACAGUAGAACUUCACUUGAGUAACCAUGUUCCCACGUUUACCUUUGUUUGAAUAUUAUAAGGAUUUUUAUUAAAAUUCCAGAAAACGCGACAAGGGAUAUUUUAUUCAACCGUUUCGAAGAUAUGUAAUAGUUGAAAAACGGGAUAUUUUUUAAGAGAAAAAAAAAUCCUCCCAUUAUUAACUUCCUGGAAAGAGUGUUUGAAAUUCACAAUUAGGUAGUCAAGAGAAAAGCAAAUAAGUUUUUAAGAAAAGCAAAUAUGUAGCUGAAAUAGUUUACUUUAUUCUAGGCACUUGACUUAUUUGCAUUUUUAUAGAUACACUAGAAAGCUAAUUAAGAAAUAAAUUGUCCAGAAAACAUAAAGAUCCUGGAAUAAGAAUUCCUGUUUUUUUUGUUCUGACAAAUAGAAAAUGCCUGUUAACACUUAACGAUUAAACUAAAAAUAAUCUAGGAAAGCUUCAUAUAUUUCCUUUUUAAUUGUUUGGACAAAAAAAUUAAUUCUCCAUAAAAUCCAGCAAAAACCAUUUUUUUCUCGAUAUUCCUUUCAAGUGCCUGGAAGAGAAUUUACUGGUUUCAGUUUACAUUACGAACAAUGUUGGCACGUUAGCACGUUAAGUAAGGACUUGGCAAUAUUGCCGAUAACGUCAUCAAAAAUAUCCUCCUUGUAAGAAGUUUUAAAAAUUAGUGUACUUAUGAAGGAAACUAUAUGUACAGGGUGUUCCAAAUAACUAUAAGGUAAAGUAAAGCAGGGUUUUUGCUAUGGUAUAGAAUGUGUAAACUUAGGCGUACUUGGAACGCCCUGUAAAUCUACAUGGAUAUGUAAAUAAAUAUAGAGUAUUCGCAUAGGGGUAUGUGCACAGUGCACCAAAACACACAAUUAAACCAAAACAGCUUUAGAAAACUGAAAGGGUCUUCCGGAUAAUACCAAUGUAAAUAAAAUAUUUAUUUAUAUGAUCUUAUCAAAAAUGUUACCCUAUAAAAGGAUGUUCAGUUAGCAAUCUAUAAGUCAUUCUAAUAAGGAUUUGGAAAUGUACAGGGUGUUCAAAAUAAAGGAAAAACAUUUUUAAAAUUGCUCUAGAAAUUUGUCCAAUUUUGCAGCAGUAGUUUAGUGCUAAGCUUACUGUUUUUUUUUUUCAAAAUUGCUUUGUAAAGGGUUGACAAUAAAAACAAAAAAAUCAUCACAAAAACAAAAUCACAAACAAUAAUAGAAAUAUACAGUUUUUGUAACUUGCCUUUGAAACACCCUGUAUUAUGUAAGUUAUGAAUUAAUAGCGCAACACGGUGCUGAAAAAUGUGGUGUUAUUGUUACGCAACACAUAUUGCAUUUUAAAUAAUUCUCAGAUCAUUUAUUAAAAAUAAGAUUUCUUCAGGGCGUAGAUACAAUGUAAAAAUCCGUUUUAUAUUUUAAACAAAAGCCGAGUUUGUCUCUAAAAACUUAACGCUCAAUGAAGUCGCAACGCCUGUUGCGCAACAAAAGUAGACCCUUUAAAGAUCCUUUUUUUCAAGUCUCGGUCAAGCAAAUAAAUUAAAGAAAGUCAUUUAAUAAUACUAAAAAUAUGGAAUUUUUGACAAACAUAUAAUUGAAAUACAGUGAACUCCGGUUAUAACGUACCCUCUAGGGUGAAUAAAAUUAGUACUUUAUAACCGGAGGUACGGUAUAAAAGAAACCCAUAAAAAUAAAUAUGUGAAGAUUUAUUUGUUUUAAUUAAAGGACUAAAUUAACAAAAAAUACAUUCUAAGUAUUAAAUACAAAAAAAGAUAUAAUAUUAAUAUGUAACAUAUAACAUUGAAAUAGGAUACAUAUACAUAUGUAAUUAAAAUAAAUCUGUCCUAUCAUCAUCGCCGCUUUCGUGAUCAGAACUUAAAUCAUUCGUUGAACAGUUUGAUUCUAUAACUUCGGCAAUAAUGUCGCAAUCCGUUAAGGUCUCCGUUGCUACCAGAUUAUCGUCGAUGGUCGUAAAAUUAUCUAGUUCAGGAAGAUAUUUUUCUACAGUAGUUACGUCUUGGCAGUGAUUUUGCAACCAAUAACAUAGCGGAAUAUCCAAGUUUUUUCUUAAACCUCAUUCCAAGAUUUCGCAAUUAUUUUUAUCGAGUUUAGAAUUGUUAGAUUGAACGUUUCCUCACUAUCCAAUGCUUGAAUUAGGCGAUACAUAAAAUAUCUACGGUAAUAGUUUUUCAGGCAUUUUAUUAUGCCUUGAUCCAUUGGUUGUAUGACAGAAGUGCAAUUGGGAGGCAAAAAUUCUAAUCUGAUUUGUCAGAUCUACAUUCUUUGGAUGAGCUGCACAAUUGUCCACUAGAAGCAAUAUUUUUCUUUUUUGACGUCUUAGUUUUUCAUCCCACUCUUUCAAAUAAUUAAUAAAAAUAUCUGAAGUAAUCCAUGCGCGUCUAUUCGAUUUAUAAAUAACAGGCAGGUUUUUCAUAUUUUUCAUGCACCUCGGUCGUUCGUAUUUACCAAUGACAAGAAGUUUACAUUUCUCACUACCUGUCAUAUUUGCACAAACCCAAACGGUGUAUCUUAGCUUUGAUUGUUUGCUCCAACACACUUUUCUCCUCUAAAUUUCAUUGUACGGUCUGGAGUCAUCUUGUAAAAUAGUCCGGUCUCAUCCCCAUUAAAAAUAUCUUCACAGCUUUAAUUUUGUGCAAUACCUGGCCAUUUCUCGGUUAACCAGUUCACCACAGCUUCCCUGCUAACAUCUCCUGCUUCACCGGACACUUUGCCGACAUUGAUGUUGUGACGAACUUUAAAACGCUCGAGCCAACCCGUAGAGCACUUAAAAUCUCCACCGUGUAAUCCCUAAGAUAAAUCUUCCGCUUUUGCUUUUAAAAGUGGUCCACUUAUAGGAAUAUUUUCGGUUCUUCUCACCUCAAACCAUCCAAUAAGAGCUUGAUCCACAUCUGGGCGUACGGGAUUCCUAAUUUUCUUAAUUCUUUGCGAUUUAUUUUCACUUGCUUGCUCCAAAUUGUAGAAACUGUUGUUUUUGCCAUAUUUUUCCUUCUCGCAAUUUCCUAUUUGUUAAUGCCACUUUCAAUACUUUUAAUGAUGUCUAUUUUUUCUUUCAAAUUUAUAGCUCUGCGCUUAUAUGUCAUUUUACCAAAAAAACUACUAAAACUCGCACUCGCACAAUAACACGCAAUGUCCAAUCUAAAACUACCGGUCGGUCAUCUCAUUUUGCAUAUUCUAUAAAAAUUCUCAGACUCGAGAACUGGAAAUCCCCGGUGGCCUCGGUGCCAACGCGCGACGACAGAGAAACUUCUCAGUAUCGAUUAAUGGGAAUCUCCGACAGAGGUGGAAAAUUACUCUGCUUAUAACGUACCUUUGUACGUUACAACCGGAAAAUUACUGUCAAUCGGGCAAAAAUAUUGAACGUUAUAGCCGGAGUUAAAAUUUUAUGUCACGUUAUAUCCAGAAAAUAACAAGACUAUUUGGGCGGGUUCCGAAUUAUAAGUACCUAAUAACCGGAAGUACGUUAUAGACGGAGUACACUGUAAUGACUUUUUACUUAACUUAGAAUCAUUAUGAAUUGCAUUAUAUUUUGACUUUGACAUACCUUGCAUACUUUUGUAGCGCAAGGCGGUGCUAAAAAAAGUGGUGUUAUUGUUGCGCAACACAUAUUGAAUUGCAAAUAAUUCUUCAAGCUUUAGAUUAUUUAUUUAUUUAUCAAGUUCACCCCUCUUUAGGACGUAUAUACAAUGAAAACGUCAGUUUAAAAUUUGAAACAAAAAACGUCUCUCUAGAGGUCGCAUGUUUGUAUGGUUCUACACGCGCUAAUAUCAAAAGGAUUUAUCAGCAACCUGAUGCUAAAUAAAGUCGCAACAUUUGUUGCACAACAAAAGUAUCGCUGGAUAAUCAACGUGUUGUUUUAAAUAUGAAUUCACCCGUCUACACACAUACAUAUCUCAUUAUUUUUUCUAAGAAAUUAUUCAUAGAAGGUGCAUUAACAGAAAUGUUAUAAAAAUAUAUAAAAUGUAACAAAGCAAACGCCAAUAUAACAUUAUGGAUAAAGGGUCGGUCAUUUUAGAUUAAAAAUUGGACACUUUUGGUUUUUGAAAAAACUGCCAUAAUAGAUGCAUCAAAAUGGCCCUCCCAGUAUAUUAUACGUUGUUAUGUGACAUUAUGUCUUAUAAAACAACUUUGUAAAUAAUAUACUCCAUUAGAAUUUUCGGAUAUUAAAUCAAAAUAAAAUAUUAAUUAAAAAAAUAUAUACAAACGCAUAAUGUAAUCCCUUACCAUUAGAUAGAAGAAAAAAUAUAUAUUAUGUAAAUAUUCAUUCAUAAACUCGAGUUUAAUAAUGUUUUUUCCAUUUAAUUGUGAAUUAUUGUGGACCACGCCCAAGACUAAAUUUAUUUGAAAUAUUUCCUUUACACGUAGAGCAAUUUAAAAUAAAUCUACAUAAAAUGCUUUUCGAAAUUCUUCCGUAAUUUUUCUCUUAAUUAAAACAUUUACACAACGAAUCAUUCUUAAACAAAUUAAAAGAGCAUUUAAUGUGGAAAUAUUUUACAAACAAAACAAAAAAUUAAUUUUUUAUUUUGUUACAAGUCUAUUAAAUAUAAGAAUAUUACAUAGUAAUUGUAUAAGAACUGCUGUAUGGGCUUCAGCCAAUAUUUAUUAAUAUUUUUUUUAGAGUUUAUUAUUUGUUGCUUUUUUUCUCAAAUAUGAAGCCCCUAUAGUAAAAUAGUGUUGUGAAAAAAUAUCUCAUUGUGUGUUAAUAUAUAAAAUUAUUGAUAUAACAGCAAAACCGUAACUGUUGUACAUAAAAAUGUUAUUGUUAAGUGAUUUUAUAUACAUCUCUUAGAAAUAUGGUUUUAAUUUUAGGCAGCUGAAUCAGUCAUAGUAGAUGUAAGUCGUUUUCAUUGUUCUCUCACUAAAAAUAAACAUGCCCAGUAGAUUUAAGGAAAUUUGUAAAUUGUUUAUUGCAACAAUGUACCAGAAAACAUCUAAAGGUGACGAUUAAAACAUAUGAAAAGUUAUAAUGGAAGGUCCCAGAUUAGGGGCUUAAGAUAUUAUUGAAUUGUUAAAAUUUUAGUGGUUUUUGAAUGUUCUAUGAAGGUCUAAAAUAUUAAAAAAUAAAGGAUAGGAUUUUUUAAUGAAAAAUAUAAGGUUUAAAAUUAUAAAUAUUUACCUUUGCUUUUAGAUAAAAAGAUGGAAAAGUUUAAGUUUAAAUCUGUAAUUUUUCAAAUAAUAAAUCACCACAAAAUUGACUCUUAAAUUUUUUGGAAUAUUCAAUUGUUGACGAGGGUUUUUGAAAUUUUAUGGUCUAUACUGAGAAAAUAUUUAAAAAAUCACCAAAAAUCAAAAUUGAUUUACUUAUUCGAAUAUUUAAAUAAGCCAGAAACCACAAAUUUGUGGUUAUUUUGUGGUUUUUUAGGAGAUAAUGUAUAAUUAUACAUUUUCUCCUAAAAAAAAGAGAUAUAUAUGACAGAAUUUAUUGAUAUUUUUUAAAUUCGUCACAUUUUCAGAUGAGACUUCUAAAAAUAUUCUUUUUAUUACAAAUUUAUGUCCACAGUGUAUGUCCACAGUGAGUGUCCAUUUCCCAUGAGAGAAAUGGAAAAACUAUAAUCACUUCAAUAAAAACAUGUUAUCGGAGGUUCAAAACAAAAAAUUAUUACAAUUAUAUAAAAACAUACACUAAUGUCCAUUCUACUAAUUCUAAUUUCUUUAGACCCUAGAGAUAUUCCAAGAACAUUUCAGAGGGCCAUUGAAAAAAAUACUAAUAAGAUUCCUCUUAUGUAUUAAAUUAAUUAAAACCAUUAAAAUUUGAACAUAAAAAUGCUGAAUAUUUUAUCAGGUUGUUUGGGUCACUCCUGUGUAUAAGCUCAAAAAAUAAUUGUCCAAAAAAAAAAGGUUUUUUGUCGCUUAAAGCGGACUUUAAGUGAAUCGUACUUAAACACUGCCGAUUUAAUUCUUACGUCAUUUAGGAAAUGCAUUAGUGUAGACCGGUUUAGUAGAUUAUUUUACUUAAAAAGAUCUUACAGCUACCAACCAAUGUAAAAAAAAAAAUCUUUAAGUGUUUCCAGCAUAAGGAAAGAGCCAGUCAAAUGUUAGUUAAAUGGUUAGUUGACCAUUUUCGUAUGGCAGGAAUCGUUUAAACAUUAUUUCGUAAAUUACUUAUAUAAGGUAUUAAGGAACUCGAUGUCUUAUAAUAAACUUUUCAACAGGUACCUAGAUACGUUUGAUUAAAUUUUACAUUGUUUAUUUUAUUUAGAUUAAUAAAAUAUUGAAAAAUUGUG